UUAUUAUAUAAAAGUGAAAAGUGGAAGAUUUAAGCUCAACGUGUCUUGCAGUGGCCACUCCGGCCACUGUCCACCUGGCACUCCGGCAGUUGGCGCUUAGCAGUUGGCAGUUUGGCACAUCCAAAGUUGCAUUGUAUUUAGUAUUUACCAGUAUAUAUAUUUAUAUUAUUGUUUUUACUUACCAAUUGUUGAUAAUGUCUGACUUUGAUUCUGUAAUAACAUUGCUUAAAAAAUAUGAUCAAGAACAUAUUUUUAAAUUUUGGAACAAACUCGAUGAAAAAGAAAAAGCCUUUCUGUUGGAAGACGUCUGUGAACUGAACAUUCCUGAAGUUGUUGAAAUGUUUAAAAAUACUGUAGAAAAUAUGAAUGUCAAUCAACAAAAAUUGGAUAAUAGAAUGAGCCCUAUACCCGCUGAACUUUAUGGUGCUGUGAACCGCAGUCCAAAAGAACUUUUGACUAAAUAUGAGCAGAUUGGACUUGAGCAGAUAUCCCAAGGUAAAGUCGGAGUGUUGUUAAUGGCUGGAGGGCAAGGUACAAGGCUUGGAGUUAACUACCCUAAAGGUAUGUAUGACGUCGGUUUACCAUCUCAUAAAUCGUUAUUCCGUAUUCAAGGAGAACGUAUUCGCUGUCUGAUUAGGCUAGCAAAUAAAAAUUUUGGAAGCAGUAAAGGUUUACCUUGGUUUAUAAUGACUAGUGAACACACUAUGGAACCUACUAAGAAAUACUUUAAGGAAAAUAAUUAUUUUGGCCUAGAUGAAAAAAAAGUUAUAUUUUUUGAACAAUAUAUGUUGCCAGCAUUUACAUUUGAUGGGAAAAUUAUUAUGGAAGGUAUAAAUAAAAUUUCUAAAUCUCCAGAUGGUAAUGGUGGUAUAUAUAAAGCUUUACGUGAUCGUAAUAUACUGGAUGAAAUUAAUAGGCUAGGUGUUGAAUACCUCCAUGCUCAUAGUGUAGAUAAUAUAUUAGUUAAAGUAGCAGAUCCAAUAUUUAUUGGGUAUUGCAUAACAAAGAAUGCUGAAUGUGGGGCAAAAGUUGUUGAAAAAGCAUAUCCCUCUGAGCCACUAGGUGUUGUAUGUGAGGUUGACGGAAAAUUUCAAGUUGUUGAGUAUAGUGAAAUCACUGAAAAUACAGCUGAAAAAAGAAAUCCAGAUGGCCGCUUAACUUUUAGUGCUGGUAAUAUUUGUAACCAUUUUUUUACAACAGAUUUUUUAAAUGAUGUUGCUUACAAAUAUAAUAGUAAAUUAAAAUUGCAUGUUGCUAAAAAAAAAAUACCUUAUAUAAAUGAUGAUGGCACUGUAUGCAAACCUGAAGAACCAAAUGGUAUCAAAAUGGAGAAAUUUAUUUUCGAUGUUUUUGAAUUUUGUAAUCGUCUUGCUGUUUGGGAAGUAGAAAGAGAUGAAGAAUUUAGUGCUUUAAAGAAUGCAGAUGUGCCUAAUGGCAAAGAUAACCCUAAAACUGCUCGCUUGGAUGUCUUUUCACUUCAUAGAAAAUUUGUUGAAAAAUCUGGAGGAAAAUUUAAAACAGAAAACAUUGAAUGUGAGAUUUCACCUCUUUUAUCUUAUGCUGGUGAAAAUCUUAAGCUCUUAGUUGAUGGUAAAAUGUUUGAUUCUGUAUUAGAAUUAAAAUCUGUUGAAGAAGUAUCUAAUAAUAAAAAUUAAAUUUUUGUUUUAUUUGUACCGUAUGACAACUAUAGUGGAUAUUCCUAAUUAAAUGUACUUUGUUAUGAAUUUCAAAGAUUAGGUAUCAAUUUUCUAAAUUUAUGAUUGAAAAUGAUUUUUUAAAUAUCUAACAAAGUGUUUUAUACAAAAAUUGCCUACAUUUUAUAAUUUGUUUUAAGUUAUAUAAGUUUUCAUAUUAAUAAUUAUCAUUAUAUUGUGAUAAAAAUGUUAAAUACUCUUUAUUAUAUUAAUAUAUUCAUUAAUUCUUGUAUUUAUGAACUGUUUUUGUAUUGUUAAAUUACUAAAAUUAUAUAUGAUUUUUUGAAUUGCAUAAUAUAUUUUUUAACAUUUUAAUAUUAAAAACAAUUGUACAUUAGUUAUGAGUUUGUACUUAACAAUUUUAAUACUUUCAAUACUUUUUUACUUUAUAAAUAUUUUAUCUAUAACCUAGAUUAUUGUUACUUUAUUAUAUUAUUAGUGUAUAGAUUUUUUUAUAUUUACAAAUAAUAUUGUUAUGUAACCCUGACGGAAAGUGCAAUUGGUUAAAUUUUAAAAUAUAUACUACUUGUUAUUUUAACAGGACUACCUUUGUAACCAAUAGACUAACCAAUACAAAUAUUGUACAUAAUACAAAAUAUUUGUUAAAACUUAAGUGUAUAAUACACUUAUUGUAGAGUGAUCAGAAAUGAAAACUAGCUCACAUCAAAUGACUUUUAAUUUAGUUAAAUUUUAAAAUAAUUGUUUCAACCCCUCAAACCCCUAAAGAAAAGUAAAAGUAAAAAAACUUUUAUAAAUUGAAGAAAUAUUUAAUUUCUUUAAAUUGUAUUAAGUAAUUUGUGUAGAAUUAUGUAAAGUAUUUUACAUAAUAACUGUCAUAUCAAACCUAGAAAGUUUGGUAUAAAACUUGUUUUACUCUAAAUUACUUUCUAUAUUAUCACAGUAAAUAUUUUAACAUUUAAUCUAAAGAAUGAAUAAUUUAUACAUACUAUAAUUUUGAUAAUUAUUACAUACAAUUUUUUUAUUCAAAUGAUGAACUGCCUAAUCAGUACCCAAGCCUAAUAAUCUAAUAUAACUUAUGAGUUAUGAUUAUUUCCUUCUUUGUUAUUACAAUAUUUAUGUUGUCUAUUUAAUUACUCAACUGAAUAGAGUUAUUAAUAAAUACUAAAGAAGAUAAUGUAUUAAAGUUAACUAAUAGACUCUUGAUUAUUCAAUUAACUUAUUAAUGUACAAACUAAAAGGUUGGCAAAAAAAAAAAAUUAUAAAUUUAUUGAGUAAUAAAUAAUAAUUAUCCAUAUUAUUUUCUUCAUUUUUCUUAAAUGACCAAUGUUAGUUUAUAACUUAUCAUAACAAAUUUAAUAUAAUUAAGAUUUGUGUUAAGCAUGUAAAAUUUUAAAUUAAAUUAAUUUUAAUUAAAACAGAAACUAUGCCUUGAUGCCCUAAAACCAAUAAUAUAUUAUUUACCUUUCACUACACAAUUUAAGUGAAUGUAUACCUAUAAAUUUAAAGGUUAACUUUUACUUUUAAUAUCAUUUUUAACAUAAACGAAAGUAGGUAACUGCUCUAUAGUAUUAGUUGAAUAUAUCUUGUAGUUAAGUAAGUCACUAUAAUAUAUAUCAAGGGUGGCAAACCUUUUGAACACAUGGUCCCAAAAAUUACCUUUUUUUUCAAGCUUGCCAUGAAAAAUAUUAUAUAUAUAUAUAUAUUCAAUAUUGUAAAAAAAAUUAUUGUAAUUUUAUUGUAUGAUUAAUGUAUUAAUAUAAAAAAAGUGGGCAAGUGGGUAUCGCUCUGCUGUAUAGUAGGGAUGGAGAGUAGGUCACUGGUCACUAUAAUGGAUGUGUUAAAUUUGAAUGCAAUGACGGAUAUCAUUGCAUACGAAGAACGAGUCUGAACGGAGAUGAUUUAUCAGUCAAUGAUAAUUAGUUGAAUAUAUUAUAUUAUUACCUAUAUUUAAAUUGUAAUAUAUCGUUACUUUACGCGAUUUCGUAAAAAAAUUAAAUUUCAUACGCUUAUAAAAUGUUUUCUAUAUUGA
This is a messenger RNA of Rhopalosiphum padi (bird cherry-oat aphid), 3684 nucleotides long. It is a transcript of the gene mmy, whose product is annotated as UDP-N-acetylhexosamine pyrophosphorylase. The record is from RefSeq and is a predicted model, not a curated record. The transcript has 2 exons. Gene Ontology annotation, molecular function: UDP-N-acetylglucosamine diphosphorylase activity. NCBI's taxonomy places the organism in Eukaryota, Metazoa, Arthropoda, Insecta, Hemiptera, Aphididae. Gene Ontology annotation, biological process: UDP-N-acetylglucosamine biosynthetic process. Bases 195 to 1655 code for a protein of 486 amino acids.